Pollicipes pollicipes is the source of this 2316-nucleotide messenger RNA. RefSeq names its product innexin unc-9. The transcript is spliced from 8 exons. Gene Ontology annotation, molecular function: gap junction channel activity. The coding region runs from base 27 to 1517 and encodes 496 amino acids. Gene Ontology annotation, cellular component: plasma membrane; gap junction. NCBI's taxonomy places the organism in Eukaryota, Metazoa, Arthropoda, Thecostraca, Pollicipedomorpha, Pollicipedidae. The record is from RefSeq and is a predicted model, not a curated record.
CGAGGAAGCAGAAGGAGAAGCUGCUGAUGUCGUUCCUGCUGCACUUCAGCGACUACGUACUCGGCGGCAGCUCGCCGACCGACGACAGCGUCGACAAGCUGCACCGCAAGUACACCAUCCUGGUUCUGCUCUUCCUGUCUCUGCCUCUGGUCACCAAGCAAUUCGCAGGUGAUCCGAUCGAAUGUUUCACGCCAACCUAUUUCACCGAGGCUCAAACGAGAUACGUCAACUCAUACUGCUGGACGUCCAGCACAUACUACCUGGCGCCGCGCGCCAGCCCGCCGGCCAGGGGUCCCGGGUCCGUGUCUCGCCCGAGGGCACCUCUGCGCCCGACCAGGGUCGGUCCAUACGGCCACACGAGGGAUGGCGAAACUCGCGACAAGGUGUUUAUAUCGUACUACCAGUGGGCGCCGAUUAUCCUCAUGCUGGAGGCCGUCUGCUUUUACAUACCGUUUUCGGUCUGGACGUCGGUGGCAUCCCGCUCCGGCGUGCGACUUCACCGUCUUCUGAAACGGGUAGCAGUCAUCUGUCAGUUCACCCCAGGCCACCCAGACCGGGAGUCGCUGAUCGUGGAGUUCUGCGAGCAGCUGAACACGCUGCUUGGCGUGGCCACGGUGUGCACCGGCUCACGCUCCUGCCGUUUGAGCCAGCAGAACGGCUACCUGUUAGCCCUCUACUUCAUGACGAAGUUGCUCUACGUGGCCAACAUCUUCCUGCAGUUCUUCAUGCUCUCCACUUUCCUCGGCUCGGCUUACAUCGCGCAUGGUUUCCAAGUGCUGCGGACGUACCUGUCUAACAGGAACUGGUACACGUCCACCCUGUUUCCGCUGCACACACUCUGCCAGGUGUCGGCUGCCAACCAGGGCGCCCUGGAGCACUACACGUGCCAGUGUGUGCUGCCCAUCAACCUGUUCAACGAGAAGAUCUUCGGCGUGCUCUGGUUCUACGUGGCCGCCCUGCUGCCGCUGACCGUGUACAGCACGCUCAUCUGGCUGUUCCGCUCCUCCAUGACCUCCCGGCGUAGUUUCGUCAGGUACUACCUGUGGCGCACGGGUCGCAUGGACGGGGAGCGGCUGGAUCGCACCUGCCGUAACCUGCUGACCUACCUCGGCUACGACGGCCUGCUCAUCCUGCGACUCAUCGAGCUGAACCACGGCACGGCCAUCCUCACGCUGAUCGUGGACAAGCUGACCGAGUUCCACGACCUGCUGGAGGUCACCGGCCGGCCGGAGGAGGGCGUCUACACCGCCUCCUCCUACCUCUCGCUCUCCACCACGCGUCUGCUCAGCUACUCCGGGCAGCGCAACCUGGUGGCCGACGUGUGCAACAUCUCGCCGGAGGGUCAGCGUGCCUGGGGCGGCAGGUCACGCUGUGACCUGACCCGGUCAAGGUCGGACCUGGGCGUGACGGGCGACCAGAGCCCGGAGAUCGGGCGGGUGGAGCCGCCGCGGAAGAGGGCCACCGUGCGCGCGGCGAGCAGGCUGAACAAGCGGAAAAACUUCAUGUUCUUCCGGUAGGGCGGUGGUGGCGGGCGGCGGAGGCGCGGAAACGAGCGCUGAGGCGAGGGGAGGAGUGGAAGAGGAAGUGGCGGUUGGAGUAAAUAAGGUGAUGAAUGCCGUGGAAACGUGGAAACGCUUGUUGAAGAAGAGGGGGCGAGGCUGUAGUGCGAUGGGGUGUUGGAGGCAUGGUGUGUUUGGAUGGCUGGUUGUGAUACUGCUUGGUGGAUCUGAGAGUGCGCUAUUGCUCGUCCUCAGUGUGUUAAAUACGUACCGUCAGAGGGUUAGCUUGCAGGACUAUGGCCAGUGCGUCACCAUAGGAGGUUCAGGUGCUACUGCUCCUUUGGAGUUUAGCGCGCGCCUGAGUGGUCAGGUGAAUGCGGCACGCUCGGGUUGGGUUCAUUUAAUCCCACUGAGAUCUCAAAACCUACGAGAGCUAGAAACAAAAAAUUCAAGGGACAGGUAGGCCUGUAUAUAAGCUCGCUUGUGUAAGAUUUUGAGGUUCCUAGAUUUUUCUUGAAUCGAAUAAGGUCAAACAAUGCCAAACUCCAGAGUGGUAUGCGAAGUGCCCUCAACCCUCAUCGUGCAGCUACCUCUAACCGAGAUAGCCCUUCUACACAAAACAUCGCAAGUAUUCAUCUCAGGUCAGCGACCUUAUUUGACCUCCAGAAGGUCGCAGCGGCCAAAUACACUCGAGAUUGUUUCGGUAUUUGAAGUUAGAUAGGAGUCAAUAACUGCGCCGGCUAUCGCAUGUUUCUCAAAUAACACGGAAGAUCGGAGUUAUUCUCGAACAGUGACCCCUUCUGAUCUUUGAUGAGUG